AUGCUGUGCCGCGCCGGACCCUCCCGGCUGCACCCCGUCGCCCUCGCCGUCCCUGCACCGCCUCGCCCUCGCUGCCUCGCCCUCGCACCUCGACCUCGCGCGCAACAGCGGACACCUGCGCGCGCUGCCACCUACUCGACUACGACGCUCGCCUCGUCCUGGCGCCACCGCUCGCCGCACCAGUUCCUCCUCCUCCUCCCCCACCUCCAUGCCCACACGACGCGCUCGUACCAGCACAGCUCGCGCCACGCGCCAGCCAACCGCGACAAGGCCCAGUACACCGAGGACGGCAACCCGCACACCGACACCGAAGGGUCCGAGGCGACGACGCUCGCCGACGGGCCCUCGUUCGCCUACUCGCGCCACGAGUUGCUCGCCGACUGGCACUCGUUCUCGCGCAAGGUGAGCCCGCUCGACGUCACCUGGCACGCAAAGGACUCGAUCGACGCAAACUGUGCGUCCCCCUCACUCCCCGUUCUCUCGGUUCCCUUGUGCGCGCGCACGGGCCUCGUCGUCAAGGUCGAGGGCGACGUCGUCAGGUUCCUGUCGGACCUGAGCUCGACCGAGGUGAGCGUGUUCGCCAAGGACGUGCGCGAGGCGGCCGAGGUCGGCGCCGGCGUGAACGUCAUCGCCGGCUACGAGUUGCACGACCUCGUCCAGCUCGACCCGCAGACGGCCGGCGUCAUCAUCAAGAUGGAGCGCGACCAGUUCCGCAUCCUCGACCAGACGGGCACGGUGCGCGCCCUGCGCCCGAGCCAGAUCAGCCAGAAGAUCGUCGACAAGUUCGCCGUCGCGACGGACAAGGACGGGUUCGACAUCAAGCUCGGCGAGACGAUGAAGGAGUCGCGGCCCGUGCGUCCUCGUCUCCCUCUCCCUCUCUUUCCCUCUCCUCUCCUCGCUCUUCUUCCCUCCCUCUUUGCUCUCGACCGACACUGACAAUCACGUCCGUCGGGCAAAAACGGCCCUCGUGGAGCGUCGGGGCAAUGGUCCUGCAACGUGUACCGCUCGCUGUUCGUCUUCCUC
This is a messenger RNA of Rhodotorula graminis WP1, 1023 nucleotides long. RefSeq lists its product as uncharacterized. The record is from RefSeq and is a predicted model, not a curated record. The coding region runs from base 1 to 936 and encodes 311 amino acids. Gene Ontology annotation, biological process: regulation of DNA-templated transcription elongation; transcription elongation by RNA polymerase II; regulation of transcription by RNA polymerase II. The transcript is spliced from 2 exons. Lineage: Eukaryota; Fungi; Basidiomycota; Microbotryomycetes; Sporidiobolales; Sporidiobolaceae. Gene Ontology annotation, molecular function: mRNA binding. Gene Ontology annotation, cellular component: DSIF complex.